CAAAAAAAAAUUUGAUUAUUUGUAUUUGACUGAAAUAGAUGUUGGGAUCGUUCAUGACAAAAUUGCUAGGUUAACAAGAUAACAUUGAACUCAUUAUUCAAAAAUAUUAUUCUUGAACAUCCUUGAUAAAUUUUCUGGCUCCGCCCUUGAUGUCAACCAUCCCCGCAUCUCAUAAAUCAGAUAAGACAACUACGGGGAGGGGCAAAAUGAUCAACACAGAAAAUUCUUUUUUUGGGGGGGCAUUUCGCUAAAUAGUUGUUCUAUCGGUGAGAAUAUACUAUUCAAUGUGUAAACUCUAUUAUAAAUAAACCUCUUUCAUAUGUGAAGAAGACAUAUAUAGCUCUCAAGCUUCAGCAAAAUGGCCAACUAUAAUUCUCUUCCAUCACCAAUAGCCAAAAGGCUAGAAGGUAAGGUAGCACUUAUAACUGGUGGUGCUAGUGGCAUAGGAGCAGCAACAGUUAGGUUUUUUGUUCAACAUGGUGCAAAGGUUACAAUUGCAGACAUUCAGGACAACCUUGGAACUUCCUUAGUACAAGAAAUUGGCACAGAACAUACAAUUUUUGUCCACUGCAAUGUCGCAAUUGAAUCAGACGUCCAAAAUUGUGUUGAUUUAACAAUUGCCAAAUUUGGUAAGCUCAACAUAAUGUUCAGUAACGCUGGUAUAGCGGAUAAGUCAAUUUCUAGCAUCUUAGGGGUAGAUUAUAACGCAAUCAAAAACGUAUUUGAUGUAAACGUUGCUGGUGCCUUCUUUUGCGCAAAACAUGCUGCUAGAGUGAUGAUUCCGGCCAAAAUAAAAGGUUCCAUUAUAUUAACAGCAAGUGCUGCGACAGUGGUCUAUGGUCUUGUCCCACAUGCAUAUGCGGCAUCAAAAAGUGCAGUCUUAGGACUCUCCAAGAACAUAGGAGUCGAAUUAGGGAAAUACGGAAUAAAAGUUAAUUGUGUUUCUCCGCAUUACAUUGGCACACCACUUACGUUGAACGCGCUCGGAAUAGCUGAGAGAGAAACGGCGGAGAAAUGGUUUGCAGAAGGAGGAAGUCUGAAAGAAGCAUUACUAGAUGAAGAGGAAGUGGCAAAGGCAGUAUUGUACUUAGCGAGUGAUGAUUCUAAAUAUGUGAGUGGUAUAAAUCUUGUUAUUGAUGGUGGCUAUAGUACUACUAAUGUGGCUUUAGCUGAAGCCUACAAGAAAUUGUUCCCAUCAGUUACUACCAAUGAAGCAAUGUAAUUUUUAUUAAAAGUAUGUGAAAUAAUGAAUACAGAGACCAAUUUCUAUUGCAUUCAAA
Messenger RNA from Capsicum annuum, 1280 nucleotides. RefSeq names its product short chain aldehyde dehydrogenase 1. Lineage: Eukaryota; Viridiplantae; Streptophyta; Magnoliopsida; Solanales; Solanaceae. The record is from RefSeq and is a predicted model, not a curated record. The coding region runs from base 359 to 1222 and encodes 287 amino acids. The transcript is spliced from 2 exons.